Molecule: messenger RNA, 2147 nt
Organism: Thunnus maccoyii (southern bluefin tuna)
Lineage: Eukaryota; Metazoa; Chordata; Actinopteri; Scombriformes; Scombridae
Gene: isl1a
Product: ISL LIM homeobox 1a
Exons: 6
Coding region: 154-1203 (349 amino acids)
Biological process (GO): axonogenesis; positive regulation of transcription by RNA polymerase II; neuron fate specification
Cellular component (GO): nucleus
Molecular function (GO): DNA-binding transcription factor activity, RNA polymerase II-specific; cis-regulatory region sequence-specific DNA binding
Source: RefSeq, a predicted model, not a curated record
ACACACAUACACACAUACACACACACACACUCCCUCUCCGAGCUGGACAGCGCAGCCCCUGGCCCGGCAGCCCGGCAGCGGAGGACACAUCCAGGCUUCCAUGCGCUGCAGCCCGCUGUGACAGUGGACCUCAUAUCGCCUUACUUUGUGGACAUGGGAGACAUGGGGGAUCCGCCGAAAAAGAAGCGGCUGGUGUCUCUGUGCGUUGGCUGCGGGAACCAGAUCCACGACCAGUACAUCCUGCGGGUCUCCCCGGACCUGGAGUGGCACGCCGCCUGUCUCAAAUGUGCCGAGUGCAGUCAGUACCUGGACGAGUCCUGCACGUGCUUCGUCAGGGACGGAAAGACUUACUGUAAACGGGACUACAUCAGGUUGUAUGGGAUUAAAUGCGCUAAAUGCAACAUCGGUUUCAGUAAGAACGACUUCGUGAUGAGGGCCCGUUCCAAGGUGUACCACAUCGAGUGUUUCCGCUGCGUGGCCUGCAGCCGGCAGCUAAUCCCAGGGGACGAGUUCGCUCUGCGGGAAGACGGGCUCUUCUGCCGGGCCGAUCACGAUGUGGUGGAGCGGGCCAGCCUGGGCCCCGGAGACCCGCUCAGUCCGCUGCACCCCGCCAGACCACUGCAGAUGGCAGCAGAACCUAUCUCGGCCCGACAGCCCGCGCUGCGGCCUCACGUCCACAAACAACCGGAGAAGACCACCCGGGUCCGGACUGUACUAAACGAGAAGCAGCUGCACACGCUGCGAACUUGCUACAACGCCAACCCGAGGCCCGAUGCCCUGAUGAAGGAGCAGUUGGUGGAGAUGACUGGCCUCAGCCCGCGGGUGAUCCGUGUCUGGUUCCAGAACAAGCGGUGCAAAGACAAGAAGAGGAGCCUGCUGAUGAAGCAGCUGCAGCAGCAGCAGCCCAAUGACAAGACGAAUAUCCAGGGAAUGACAGGCACCCCGAUGGUGGCGGCCAGUCCAGAGAGGCACGAUGGCGGCAUCCAGGCAAAUCCGGUGGAGGUGCAGAGCUACCAGCCGCCCUGGAAGGUCCUCAGCGACUUCGCGCUGCAGAGCGACAUCGACCAACCGGCCUUCCAGCAACUGGUCAGUUUCUCGGAAGGGGGGCCGGGUUCGAACUCGACGGGCAGCGAGGUAGCGUCCAUGUCGUCUCAGCUUCCAGACACGCCGAACAGCAUGGUAUCCAGCCCCAUCGAGGCAUGAGUAGAGGUCGCAUGGACGGACUGAACAAACCGCCCCUGUUCAUCCCAUCCCUCCCGACUGCACCAAACAACUCCUGGUUGUAUUUUGACACUGUGAAGACAAUCAUGGGAUUUUACCGCAGCGACCCACUCCGGUGUCCAUCCAGACAUAUGCGUCAUCAUGACCGGUGCCGCUUGUUCACACGCCUGGUUAUAGUUUUGCCAAAAGAGAAGACAUGAACCUGACUCCAUCGAUAAAUGGGACCUCUGAGUAGGAGAAAAAUCUAAACCCUGCACUCUCGAAAUGCUGUGCGCUACUUUGAAUAAAAAAUGACCGGUGAUUUUUUUUAAUUCGGUAAAGGCACCUCAUCAUUACAAUAGACCUUUGGAGGGGGACGGCACUGCUUUUCUUCAUCUAAUUACACGAUUCCAUCAGGACCCAAGUACUAAAGCAUUUGCAACAAGGUAUACCUCUAUUUUGCCACAAGCUUCGUGGGACAUUUGUGUGAGUUAGUGUCCGUCCGAGAAUAUUUUUUUUCUUUCCCAAAGAUGUGUAUAAUUAAGUUAAAGUUAGCCCUGGAAGAAAAUGUUUGUUUGUUCCCGUGCAACAAAAAUUAUUUAUUAUUUAUUGUCGACAAAUUUGCCACCUUUUGUGUAACUUUCUUAACUGAAGUAAAAAGAAACAAAAAAGAUUGUAGUUUGGUUUGUGGAUUUUCUAUUGCAAAUUUAAUGUCUCAUGUUUUCUUUAAUGAUUUACAAAAUAGGACAAUGAGGAGAGUUUUAUUGUAUCUAAAGGGAUUUUUCUGUUUGUGAAUAUUCCCACGAGGUGGAACAUCAGAUCUAUUAAAUGGCUGGGUGGAUUGUUGGCUGUGGUUAAUUAGUUUUCAAGUUGGUGCAGGUGCUGUCUCAGUUUUUGCUGCCUACCUGCUUUAGAACAAAUACUGCAAAACAGCUUAAUCUUAACAA